GAUCAUUCUACUUCAUUCAGUGUUUUAUAAUCUGUUUAUCUCAAUUCUGGAUUUAACAUGGGCAUAUCAGGGAACUGCUGAAGACAAAACAAUAUUUAGAAUAAUUCAAAAUGGAUGAAAUUAGGAAAUAUGUUUGUUUGCAGGCACGACAUGUGAUUUUUCUCCUCUGUCAAUUUAUUAAUUACAUAGAAGUGACAAGGUUACCUGUCUACUACCCAUCACAAGAAGAGAAGGAUGAUCCGAAACUAUAUGCUAAUAAUGUCCGCAGAUUAAUGGCUAAGGAGGGUAACUUGAUAUUGUCAGAUAUUGGACUGCCUGAGAAGCGAGUAUAUCAUGCUGCUCUCAAUGGUUUAUUUUGCCAAAGCUAAUUCGGAUUCGCCAUCUGUUUAUUCUUUGUAUUAGCAUGUUAUUUAUGGGAAUGAUUUAAAAUCAUAUAGAAAUCUUGAGCCGAACAAGUGCAGUCAUAUUGUCAUCAGUUGGUUAUGUAUUUUACCUGGAGCUGAAUUGGCAUUCUCAAAUCUGGUCUCUCUUCAAGUUAUGUUGAUGAGAAGACGUUCAAGAUAUGUGACAUUCACAUUUGGGAGGGAGAGAAUAACCUUGCUAACACAGAUGCAGAGGCCUGGAGGUCUGAAUUUUGAUCUGCACCUAGCUUUCAUGUCAAUGCCACGACCGACGUGCAUGGCUGCUUCCUGGCUUGCUUUGCGGUCAUAAUUUCCUUAUAUGGAGUUGGAUUCUGGGUUUAUCAAUAUCAGCAAGAGCCUGCACCUUGCGGUGGGCAUCUUCCAAUUUCGAGGAGUAAAAAUUACUAAACUAGUGGGUGCAAUCCGAGCAGAGUUUCUGUAUGGCAGGCCAUCGAUAAUGUAGCAGCCUCCUGAUAUCAUGAUUCAUUCAUGCAGAAAUUUUCUUUUAGUCGUCCGUGACGGUACGAUAUAAUUCAUUUUUGAGUUGUUCUCAAAUACCUUCCUCUAGUCACAAGGUUGUUCUUGUCAUCUCGUACUCUAAUAAACGUGCUUUUCAAGA
This is a messenger RNA of Rubroshorea leprosula, 1020 nucleotides long. The record is from the annotation of a GenBank genome assembly. NCBI's taxonomy places the organism in Eukaryota, Viridiplantae, Streptophyta, Magnoliopsida, Malvales, Dipterocarpaceae.